CUAAAACAAUAUCAUAUUAUUAUAAGCGUUUCUGCUUAAAGUCAUUCACUUAUUUUCCAUAAAGGCCCAAGUUCUUGGUGUGGCCUCUAGGUCCUAUAGGAUCUGCCCCCAACUAUUAUUCCCACUCCUUCCUGUGCCCACCCUCAUGCAUUCGGGCCUUCCUAGUGGCUUUUCAGUUUCUCAAACAUUCCUUGUUUCCUCCUGCCUGCGGGCCUUUGCCCAUGAUGUUCCCUCUUCCUGGUAUGCUCUUUAGUCCAUGCCUUCAUCAUCCUUGGCUAGUUAACCCCAAUUUAUCCUUUUACCCAAGUUCAGAAGCCUCUUCUUCAGGAGUUGCCUCUCUACUCAAUAGGUUAGAUCAGCUCCUUCCCCCACAACAAAUGCUUAUAUUACCCUAUAGUUUUGUUUCACAAUACGUAUUGCAGAUUAUAAGUAUACACUUGUAUAGGUGGUUAUUUGUUUAUUUCUCUCCCUCCCACUAGACUGUAAGCUCCAGAAGGGCAGGAGUAGGGUCUGUUCUGCUCACUGUUGGUUUUCUGGCACUAGCAGUGUACUGAUCACAUGAUAGGCAUUUAGUAAAUAUUUAUUCUUACCAUCAUUCACUUUUCUUACCUUCCUCUUUCCUGUCUAAAUUCCAACGAUCCUUUAUGGCCCUGUUCAACUUUUCUCCAGGGAAAUUUCCUCAAGCAAGAGAAAGCAAGAGAGUCCACGUUUGUGUGCCCUUAGAAAUUAUCUACCUCUAACCCCCCACGACCACUCCUCUGAGGGCAGUGUAGAGAAACACUCUUGGGUUUCUCCUUUGAUAUUCACACAAAACACUUCUGUAACCAAACGUGGGUUUCCUUUUCCUCACAUUAACCAAUUUUCUGGCACUAGCUCAGUAGCAUUCAUUUCAGCUCGGACACUGUCUACCUGAAGUUAACAUCAGAACCCACAGGUUAAGUAAGAGCUCAUUCCACAAGAUUGUCCUCACUUCAGAUGCCAAUACCAAGCCCCAGGUUGUCACCUGUACUUCUAUAAACUAGGGUUCCCAUGACCCCCUCUUUAGGUUCGAUAAUUGGCUAGACUGGCUUCCAGAUCUCAGGGAACAUUUACUGGUUUGUUGUAUGAUAAAGGAUAUACAGAUGAGCAACCAGUUGAAGAGAUACACAGGACCUCCUCCCUGUGGAGUUGGGCAUGCCACCCUUCUGGCAUAUGGAUGUGAUCACCCACCCGGAAGCUCUCCAAGCCCUUUAGUUCAGGGAUUUUUUUUUUUUAAUGGAGGCUUCAUCAUGUAGGCAUGAUUGAUUGUUAAUUUAAUCUCUCCCCUCUCCCUCCCCAGGGGACAGAGGAUGGGAGAGGCAGGGCUGAAGUUCCCAAGCUUCUACUCAUGGCUUGGCCUUCCAUCCUGAAAGCUAUCCAGGAGGCCACUAAGAGGUGCCUCCUUAGGACCAAAGUUGCUGUGGUCACCCAGGAAAUUCCAAAGGAUUUAGGAGCUCCGUGUCAGGAACUGGGGUCAAAGGCCAAAUAUUGAAACAAAAGAUGUCUCACACUUUGAUUGCUUAGGACAUUACAAAGGUUUUAGGGGCUCUGGCCAGGAACUCAUUUUACCACAACAUCGUAGGCAGCAUAGAGAUCUUUGCUGUCUGCAGCCUGAAAGAACAGGCCACAGAACAUGAAGCAAGCCUGCUUCCUCCUUGUCUGCUCAGCCAAGUACAAUGCUGGGCUGAUGAAGAAAGAAUGGAACUUGGUAUACCAAUGUGGAGCUUGCCUACCCAUCUGUCUCUAAAGACCUCUGGGAUCUAUCCACUUCUCUGUGAAAGAGACAUCAUGCAACUAUUUACUCAUUCACUUAUUCAACAGGGGAAGAGGUAUAGCAUAUUGGAACUCUGUACUCUUAGAGCAGUUACUUCACUUCUCCAAGACCUAUCUUUCUCAUCUCUAAAAUGGGGCUAAGGGCACUACCUAUCUCAUAGGCUAUGUUGACAAUGAAAUGAGACAAUUUUCAAAAAGGGCUUAGCACAGUAUUUAGUACAUAGCAAAAUAAAUGUCAGCUGCUGUUAUAGCUUGAGCUAUAGCUGGGUACUGGCAUAAAUAUGAAGCUGAAUUACAUAUAAGGUCUAGUAGGGAAAAGAGAAAAGAAAGCAGAUCAUCACUAGAUAAUAAAGCGUGAUCAGUUCUACUAGAGAGACAAGCAAGAGGUAAGGGUGAAAGGUUCUAGGGUCUCCAAACAUACCAGUCUCCCUUGCAGAUAGAUUUUUCUGUGUGUAAGGAAGGUAAGAGUGGAGUGGGGUGGGGCUCUAUCUGUCCCAAAGAUCUAAGUUCUUUCUUCCCUGUGUAGAGAUACUAUGAAGGAGUGACUCUGGCUUCAGUGGUGGUAGUGGGGGAGGUGCUCCAGAACACUGCCCACCCCACCUCCGUGCCUAAACUAAUCCUUCAUUCUUACAUUGGAAGGCUCAUAAAGCUGGAGGAGCUGGAACGAGGUAAAGGAAAGGUAUUCAAAGGUAGGAGGUAUGUGAGAUGUGCUGUUUGUAGGAUUCUUGUGUUUUCCAUUUUAUUAUUCCUCAGUAUAUGGUGAAGCUUCUUUUGAAAUGCAGGCUGAUUUAUCUGAGCCAGGGGACCCCAGGAGAGGUCAAUGUCCACAGCUGGGCAGGGAAAAGAGCACCCCCUUUUCCCCCUGGGCAUGUGAGGUACAAGCUGUGGGAAUUAGUGGUGGGUGGGGAAGCAGAGUCAGGACUGUAGCCCUCAUUCCAGGUGCCCCAGCUGGUGGCCCUCCUCCUGGGCUGCUGAGUGAGGUCCGGAUGUCAGAACCUUUUUCCAGAGGAUUUAUUUAAAAAUUUUUUUUUAAUAUUCAUUUAUUUUUGAGACAGAGAGAGACAGCAUGAGCAGAGGAGGGGUAGAGAGAGACAGGGAGACACAGAAUCCAAAGCAGGCUCCAGGCUCUCAGCUGUCAGCACAGAGCCCAACACGGGGCUCGAACUCAUGAGCUGUGAGAUCGUGACCUGAACCAAUGUUGGACGCUUAACCGACUGGGCCACCCAGGUGCCCCUCCAGAGGAUGUAUUUUAAAAAAAAUGUUUAAUGUUUAUUUUUGAGAGAGAGACAGAGAGUGAGUGAGGGAGAGUCAGAGAGAGAAGGAGACACAGUAUGCGAAGGAGAGUCAGAGAGAGAAGGAGACACAGCAUGAGCAGAGGAGGGGUAGAAAGAGACAGGGAGACACAGAAUCCAAAGCAGGCUCCAGGCUCUCAGCUGUCAGCACAGAGCCUGACACGGGUCUGGAACUCAUGAACCGUGAGAUCAUGACCUGAGCCGAAGUUGGACGCUUAACUGACUGAGUCACCCAGGUGCCCCAUGAUUACUCCACAAACAAGGCCCAGCCCAGCCUUCACCAUGCCGAGCUCCUGGUGAUUCUCCCUGACUUCCGUCUGUUUGACAUGUGAGCAGCUCAGCCUGGAGCAGGGGCUGGGGUUUUGUGUCCUGCAGUACUUAAGGCAGGAAGGAUCAAAGGAGCAUGGAGCACUGACUGUCUUCCUGCAUCCCACAUCAUCUCAUCUCACCUUCCAACAUACCUGUUAGGCUGGCAUUAUUAUCUCCCUUUUAUAGAGGAAGAAACUGAAGCUCAGGUUAAGGGCCUUGCAUGUGACAUUUGACAUCAUCAAGCAUCACUGAGUUCCUUCUUAGAUCACAGCAAUUCUUUGCUACUGACAGCUACUCAGUAAAACCUGAGGUUCUCACAAUAGCCUGCAAAGUUCUGUGCACUGCCUUUCCUCUCUGACCACCUCACGUGUACCACCCCCCCCACACACACACACACAUAUACACACACGCUCACUGCUCCAGCCACAUUGGCUUCUCUGCUAUUUAUUCCAAAAUAUAACAGACACAUUCCCAUGUUCCCACCAUAGUCUUUGCUCAAGCAGUUUCUUCUGUCAGAAUAUUCCUCCUCACCUCCAAGUCUGUGCUCAAACCUCCUCUCCUCAAUAAGACUUCCCUAGAUAUUUUAAAUUCUGCAAAGUGCUUCCUACUCCCACCCCCACUUUUUGUAGCACUUAUCUCUCAACCUCCUAUAUGACUUGCUUAUUUAUUAUACCUAUUUGCCCUUUCUCCCUUCACCAGAAUGUAAGCUCCACAAAGGGAAAGGGAUCCUUAUCGUGUUCUUGGAUCAUCACCAACCCUUAGAACAGCCCGCGAUAUUUUGCCGGUUCUCAGUAAGUCAGUGUCCUGUGAAGGACCGAAUGAAUGAAUACUGAGACCCAAGAUUGCGGGCGGUAAGCCUCUGGGCUGCUGAUCGCUGGAGGGUGUGAGAGGCAUUCAGAGUGCUCCCAGUGGCCACCCCCGGCAAACGGCCCUCCAGGGAGGCACUCGAGGAACUACAUUUCCCAGGAAGCUCUGGGUCAGGGGCGUUGCGGGUGCUGCCGGGAAGUGCAUACGUGCCAGAAGCCAGGUCCGGUACCGUGAGGAUGGCAGUUCAGCAAGUAUUCCCCCUUUCCGGUGUGGUGCAGCAGUAUGCCUGGGGGAAGACAGGUUCUAACAGUGAAGUGGCUCGGCUGCUGGCCAGCAGUGACCCGCUGGCCCAGAUCUCAGAGGACAAGCCAUAUGCAGAGUUGUGGAUGGGGUGCCAUCCCCGAGGAGAUGCCAAGAUCCUUGACAAUCGCAUCUCACAGAAGACCCUAGGCCAGUGGAUCGCUGAGAACCAGGACUGCUUGGGCUCAAAGGUCAAGGACACCUUUAAUGGCAAGCUGCCCUUCCUCUUCAAAGUGCUCUCGGUUGAAACUGCCCUGUCCAUCCAGGCACACCCUAACAAGGAGCUGGCAGAGAAAUUGCACCUCCAGGCUCCACAGCACUACCCCGAUGCCAACCAUAAGCCAGAGAUAGCCAUUGCCCUCACCUCCUUCCAAGGUUUAUGUGGCUUCCGGCCAGUUGAGGAAAUUGUGACAUUUCUGACAAAGGUGCCCGAGUUCCAGUUUCUUAUUGGAGAUAAUGCAGCAACACAGCUGAAGCAGAGCCUGAGCAGUGACUCCCAGUGUGUGGCCUCUGCUCUGCAGAGCUGUUUCUCCCACCUGAUGAAGAGCGAGAAGAAGGUGGUGAUAGAGCAGCUCAACCUGUUGGUGAAGCGGAUCUCCCAGCAAGUGGCUGCUGGAAACAACAUGGAGGACAUCAAUGGGGAGCUCUUGCUGCAGCUGCAUCAGCAGUAUCCAGGUGAUAUUGGAUGCUUUGCCAUCUACUUCCUGAACCUGCUUACCCUGAAGCCAGGAGAGGCCAUGUUUCUGGAGGCCAAUGUGCCCCAUGCCUACCUGAAAGGAGACUGCGUGGAGUGCAUGGCGUGUUCAGACAAUACUGUUCGUGCUGGCCUGACACCCAAGUUCAUCGAUGUGCCAACUCUGUGUGAAAUGCUCAACUAUACCCCCAGCAAGGACAGGCUCUUUCUUCCAACACAGAGUCAAGAAGACCCCUACCUCUCUAUCUAUAACCCCCCUGUGCCAGACUUCACUGUCAUGAAGGCCCAGGUCCCUGGCUCCAUCACUGAAUACAAGGUCUUGGCAGUGGACUCGGCCAGCAUCCUCCUGAUAGUACAGGGAAGAGUGACAGCCAGCACUCCCACAGCCCAGACACCAAUCCCCCUGCAGCGUGGUGGGGUGCUCUUCAUUGGGGCCAAUGAGAGCGUCUCACUGAAGCUCACUGUGCCCGAUGACCUGCUGAUGUUCCGAGCCUGCUGCCUGCUGUAGAGACCACAGCCUGUCUGGCUCUCCUCUGACAGUUACCCUAAAUCCUAGCCAGCCUCUCAGGCCCAGCUCAAACCCUUCCCUGUUCUGGACUUAGGUGUGCGCUGGAAGAGCUGGGGUAGAGUAGCAAGCUUGAAGGUAGUGCCUCCUGAGCAAGCCUAGGACAAACCAUCAUCUUUCUCUUGGGAGAAGGACCCUGAUGAGAACUAAGAGCAGACACUCCCCUUGUAUUCUCACCAUACCUCAGCCAGGCUGUCCUCAAGGCAGAAGGCAGCAGCUGUUCCAGCCUAUGGCAUUAAGCAGGCUGCUAAAAUCUAGUACUAUUUCAGCAUCACUCACAGCAAAAGGAUAGGCCAUUUCUAAGAACAGGGUUCUGGCCCUGGGACUGCCCAUUCCCUCAAAUGCAAAGGAGGGAAAAGAGUAGGCCUAUGGACUCAUUACUCAUUGCCACUCUCUGACUCUGUCAAAGCAAUUAAAGAUCACUGUGUUGAGGCUGAUGUAGAGCAGUCAACCUUUAGUGUUCCAGGAUAUCCUUUCUGGAUGUCCAGUUUUUGCUUUAAUUUCUGCUUCUAAGAGCUCCCUGUGGAGGGCAGGCUGGACUUCAGGGCCCUUUUAUAGGAAGGGCAGCCGGCUUCAGCCUUAGAUGCAGAGCUUGCAGGCAGGCCUUGAGUCCUACAUAUGGGGAAGGUGGAUCUAAAGACAGGUACUGUCAGUGUAAGAUUCUCCUCUCCAAUGUUUCAGUUGGCCUUAGGGCCAGGAUCAGCAUGUUAAGGCCAGCAGACUGGACCUGGCCACACUUGUCAUUUACAUACCAUCCAGCUGCUUUCAGGCUACAGUGGCAAAAUUUAGUAAAUGCACCAGACUGUAGGGCCUGCAACACCAAACAUACGGACCAACCCUUCCGAGUUUGUCAGCCACUUCUCUAGAGCACAUUCAGUCACUGUAUACACAGGGAUUUGGGGUCAGGGCAAUCCAGUUUGUGUUGCGAAGAGAAACCUAGCUACUUUUUCUAAACUGGCAGGAAAUAUAUAGGGCGUCUGCUCUUCCCAUGCCUACCCUCUAGUCUGCAAGAGGUGGCACAGCUGUCUAUUCUGCCACUGAAGUACCUGACUGCAGUCCGAGAUCCUGUCACCUCAGACUUAGCAGAGAGCCAGGCUGUUGGCUCCUUCCUGUGGGGUAAGGGUUUAGACUGGCACAAAAGGAUCUUCUUGGGCUACUGCCCACACUAGACCUCCUAUACAGUGGAAAUCUAGGAAACUACCUUCAAAAAAGUUCUGGCCAAUCUGU
This is a messenger RNA of Panthera uncia (snow leopard), 6985 nucleotides long. RefSeq names its product mannose phosphate isomerase (gene MPI). The transcript has 8 exons. Bases 4436 to 5701 code for a protein of 421 amino acids. NCBI's taxonomy places the organism in Eukaryota, Metazoa, Chordata, Mammalia, Carnivora, Felidae. Gene Ontology annotation, biological process: GDP-mannose biosynthetic process; carbohydrate metabolic process. Gene Ontology annotation, cellular component: cytosol. Gene Ontology annotation, molecular function: mannose-6-phosphate isomerase activity; zinc ion binding. The record is from RefSeq and is a predicted model, not a curated record.